This is a messenger RNA of Gaeumannomyces tritici R3-111a-1, 3045 nucleotides long. RefSeq lists its product as hypothetical. Bases 1 to 3045 code for a protein of 1014 amino acids. The record is from RefSeq and is a predicted model, not a curated record. The transcript is spliced from 6 exons. NCBI's taxonomy places the organism in Eukaryota, Fungi, Ascomycota, Sordariomycetes, Magnaporthales, Magnaporthaceae.
AUGGACCAGGACCCCAACGCGCCCGCCCGGGCAUGGCAGCCAACAGCACCACAGAGUGAAAGACGCACCGGAAGCUGGAGCAGAAACGGCGGAGGAUCUGAGCACCUGACAGAGGUGUCGGCCGUGUCAGACGCCCUGGGAAUCGAAAUGCACCCGUCGGCCAGCUACGCCUCGCCAGAUCCCGCUACCUCGUCGCCCUACGCCUCUCCCGCCCAAGCUCCACGCCCGGACCGGCCUUUGCUCUCGAGCCCCAGAUCCGCCACCUCGGCGAGAUUCCACCGCCACGCCUCCUCCACACAGUACGCUGCCGUCCCGGGAGAUAUGGGUGCUAUUGAUGAGCAGCGCCCGUCGCCGGCGGCAUCUCAGGUCCGCUUCGUCUCGGAGAAGCCCGAGGUGGAGCAGCAGCAGCAGCAGCAGCAGCGCCAUCACGCGUCCGAGAACAAGAACAACCCGUUUGCGUUUGAGCAGGUCGACUUGGGCACCGGACAGUACGACGGCGCGCGGGACGGCCAGCGUGGGAAUCCUGUAGAGGGCAUGUACGCCACUGGUGUAUAUGCGCCUGCCGCGCCGCCAGGACCUUAUAAUUACCCAAACAGCGGGUUUUCACAGAGCACAGAUUUCGCCGAUGCCCACUUUAUGGACACGUAUCACGAUCGAGUGACGCGCAACUGCCUCUCCACGGCCGAGGUAGAGAGGCGGCCAAGCGACGGCUGGCCCAUUACCGUCCUGCUCCUCUCUCUGUACUCGACCUGCGCGAGCGUCGCCUGGCUCGUCAUCGCCUGCCUGAAACCCACGUGGAAGUUCGUCGGCUCGGGCCCCGGCGCCUUUGAGCCGGCCAACGCGACCAUGGUCAGCGCCCUGAUCGCAAAGACCAUCGAGAUCUCCUUCAUCACCGUGUUUGUGACAUUUCUCGGCCAGGUCAUCAGCCGGCGAGCCCUCAGCGGCCGCAACCAGGGGGUUACGCUGGCCGAGCUGACGCUCAGGAAUAUGGUCAUUCAACCCGGCACCCUGCUCACCCGCAACGACUCGGUCCGCUACACAGCGCGGACCAUCCUUGGACUCAUCGCGAUGCUGGCCACCCUCGGAGCCACCUUUUACACCACGGCUUCGGACGCCAUGGUCUCGCCCAAGCUCGCCUUUGGCAGCUGGGGCCAGAGAAGCCUGACUGGGCAGAUCGCUGCCAGUUACGCCAAUCCCAACUACAUGAAGCAGCAGUGCAAGACUCCUGUUCGUAGUGACGAUGAUAAAAGCGGUGACAGCUGCCUCGAUGUGCACUUUUCCGGAACCUCAUAUCACAAUCUAAUGGAGUUCAUGGCGGCAUGGGAGAUUAUCAGCUCAAACGGCUCGAACCUGGCGCAGCACCUUGGGUCAAGGCCGCGUGGCACGGCGAACCUGUUCCCGAACACCACACUGGUCUCGGCAUGGAUCGAGACGGACAAGGGAAACAUCUCUAGUGAGUUUGAAAAGCACAGCCUGAUCAUUAAUGAGGUCACACUGGCGAUGCCGCAUCCAGGAGUUUACUUUGCUGCAACCGAUCCUCUCAAUGGAAUACCCCAACCUAAAGAUCUGGGCGGCGUCGGGGAGUAUUCCCUCAGGGCGUCGGUGGUUUCUCCGGCUGUCAACGUCAAAUGUGUCGACAUGAGCAAAAAGGACCUGGCCCCCUUGGUCUACACGGAAUGGCCCCACGCCGAUCCUGUCAAGACUGGCGUUGGGAACCAGACAAUGGGCAACAUCACAACAUGGGCGAAGGGUGUUCCAUCCCUGUCCGACGACGAGUACUACAACACCACCAUCGUGGACGACCUGUUCCUUUGGGGCAAGGAGCACGGGCGACGUCCCCCGAUUUUUAGGAUGUUCCCGGCCGACUACAACAUUGUCACCAACGCCACCCCUGCGCUCUGGGCGCAAAAGGCCAUGUACGUGCUUGGGAAAAGCCCCAAGACAGCCAACUACACGCUCUGCCAGCUCGAGUCCUUCCUGACCCCCAACUGCUCGACGCGCUUCGACGUCUCGGGCAUCAAGGGCGGGCGGAUGACGGCGCACUGCGAGGACCCCGACGACGAGGACGCCUAUCACCGCAAGCACGCCAUGAACCCGGACCCGCAGAGGCGGAAGGAGCAGUGGGGGCCCCGGGGCGACUGGCGCAACGUGGCGGACCAGAUGCAGCUGGCCGUCAACCUCAACGGCGGCGAGCAGAACAACAACGCGUCCAACGCGCGACUGCUCACGCAGCUGGCCGUGGUGCCCCGGGACGACGGGGGGCCGCUCGGGAUGCCGGUGCUGCGGCCCAGCAUGGCCGAGGGGCUCGCGGUCCUCUUCAGCUCGACGCUCGUCAUGGGCGCCGUCGACACGCCCUUCGGCCCGGACUGGCAGUACGACAAGCCGGCGCUGGGCUUGCCGGCGCGGCAGGCCUUCGAGGCGAGCGUGCGGCAGCAAGGGUACCAGUCGUCGCACGCGGACCGGUGGCAGGGCGUCUUUUACGUGGUGCUGGCCAUCGUGGUGGUUGUCAAUUUCGUCUCGCUCGCCUUCUUCGUCUUCUCGUGGCGCAUGCGCCUGACGACGGACUACUCGGAGCCCGCCAACCUGUUCGCCGUCGCGCUCAUGUCGCCGCCCAGCCACCAGUUCACGGGCUACUGCGGCUCCGGCGUCGAGGGCCGCGCGCUGUCGGUGCCCUGGCGCGUCGUGGGGUCGCCCGACCACGGCGGGCCCGGAGGUGCCGACGACGACAUUGACGAGCUGUGCCGCCCCGAGACGGACGCCGAGGACUCGGACGCGACGCUGGGGCGGGGCGGCAACGGCAACGGCAACGGCGGUUACGCGGGGGCCAGCGGUUUCCGUCCUCACCAGCACCAGCACCCGCACAUGGGCAUGGCGAGCGGCCGCGACGGGCCGGGCGGUCGGCCACUGCACUUCUACUUCCGGCACGCCGGGAACCCCGUCAAGGGCAAGUGGAAGGGGACCGAGGUCGGCGAGACGCCGAACCUGUCGGCGCCGCAGCCGGCCGGGACGUAUCAGAGGCUGCAGAACCGGAAGAGCUGGCUUUGA